AUGAAUCUCCUGCAGGCCAAGAGCAAUCAGUACCUGCGCGAGGCCAUCCUCGAGGGUAGCGUGGAGAAAGCGCGACGGUACCUGACGCUCAAGAUCGGCAGAGCAGAUGUCGCAGCCCUCACGGAUAGCGGCGGCUUCUCGAUGCUGCAUUGCGCCUGUCUCGUGGGCAACACACAGCUCGCGAUGAUGCUGCUGCAGUACGGGGCCGACGUGCUCGCGCUCACGGACGAUGGCUACACGGCACUGGAUCUGGCGAUCUGGAGAGGCCACUUGCAGAUCAUUGAACUGCUGCGGUCUCAGGGCUGCGUGGCGCCCAUGAAAGAGCCCGAGAGUCUCAAUGGCAAAGUGAUCGUGCAUCUUGGCCGCAGAGCCACGGUCGUGUUCUUUGAGCCGUCGACGAGCAUCCACACGAGCAGCCUGCGUGGACUGUACUAUGAAGACACAGGAGAAGCGAAGCUCGUGAACCUCUGGGCGGGAUCGGACUACAAGAUUGUCGGCUCAAACUUGUACUACGAGGAGCUCCACAAGCUCGACUACCAGUACGCAGAGAUCCCCGUGACGUUGCUACAGGACUACGAUGCCAUGCUGCAAGGGGCACUGCAAGGAGCGGCUUUCUUUGACAAUGACAGUGACAGCGAGAGUGGCGACGAGAUUGACGAGAUCGUGGAAGUGCGAGUGCCGCCGGGGCCCUUAGGUGUGCUGCUGGACAGCGGGAUCCAGGAGUGUGCCGUCGUUCGCGGCUUCGUCAACCUCUCGGAUGGCGAAAAAGGCGUUAUUGAGCUGCAUGGCAGCGUGCAUCCGGGCAUGUACAUCAUGAGCAUCAACGAGACCAACGCGUCGCUCAUGUCCCUGCAGCAGGUCACGCAGCUGCUGGGUAAGCUUGCUCGCAAGGAAAAGCUCAUUCGGUUCGCCGACUUCCAUCCCGGAUCGCCACACAACCGCAGCACUGCGAACACGGUAUCGGACGACUCCAUUCAGCGCUCGUCGGUCACGUCCACUACUUCCCUCCAGUCACCCGUCCCGGGUAGCGCGAAACCGCCAACCCCGAGCUCCAGCCUCUCGAGCUUCUCCUCGCGCUUUGCAAACCUGGCCGCUUCCGUUCUGGAGAAGAAGCCGCCGACUCCUCGCACGAGUGUCACGUCGUCUGCGGAUGCAGGCACGCCGAGGGCCGCGGCACAGAGCUGCGACGAGUACCGCUGA
This is a messenger RNA of Hyaloperonospora brassicae, 1200 nucleotides long. The record is from the annotation of a GenBank genome assembly. Lineage: Eukaryota; Oomycota; Peronosporomycetes; Peronosporales; Peronosporaceae.